Molecule: messenger RNA, 931 nt
Organism: Ruditapes philippinarum (Manila clam)
Lineage: Eukaryota; Metazoa; Mollusca; Bivalvia; Venerida; Veneridae
Product: tubulin polyglutamylase complex subunit 1-like
Exons: 8
Coding region: 155-919 (254 amino acids)
Biological process (GO): protein polyglutamylation
Molecular function (GO): microtubule binding
Source: RefSeq, a predicted model, not a curated record
UUUCCUGAUAAUCUUCGGAUUAAUGAAGUAGACAUGCGACAUGCAAUCUUAACAUUUAACACCAUUUUCGUUUAAAAGUCUUUUUCGCUCUUUACGUUUAACAUCGGGUAUUCUCGGUAUUUUCCGUAUUAUUUACCAUACCGACAAAAAUAAAAUGACAGACAGGAAAAAGAUAAAUUCUUCAGAAGAAAUUCCGAAAGAGUCUGACAGGCAGUUUCUCGAGAGGACUACUGUAGGAAUUUUGAUGAGAGAUGUGUUGGGGAAAAUCAUUGCAAAUAGACCAGAGGAUCCGAUGGCUUUUCUUGCUGACUAUUUUGGCUCAAUUGAAGACAACACAAGUCUAGUUCAACGUGCCAAUCAGAUAUUAAAGAUGACUCACUACAGUAGACCCUUGUUUGAAUCAAAUGUCAGAAGUGCCUAUGAUAUACUUGCAAGUCAUAAAGUGAGUAAGAAAGUAUAUGGUGUGAAUGGUAUAAUAUAUGCAGAUUUACUGCUGGCACUAUGCAGGAAUUUACCAGAUGCUGUUGUGACUAAAUUAUUACAAAAGAUAGAAUGUUCAAACCAUGAAGCUGUUCAUUAUGAUGUGUUUAAAUCUGGAGUGUUUGCUUGUUGUGUCCUUCAAGAUUAUGUAAAACUUGCCGAACAACUAUUCCAGUGCUUGGACAUUCAGAAAACUGGGAAAGCAAAUAAAUCAUUAUGUGAUAUAGUAGUAGAACAAUUACAUACAGCUCUUGGAAGCUCUAGAACUGAUGCUAGAAGAAUAUUAGAGAGUGGUUAUAAUCUAGGUGUUGACGGAUUAUACUUGGCCCUAGAAAGGGCAAUGUCAAGAAGCCAGCGUAAUGCUUCUCUACAAACUUGUGAUCAAUUUGUUACAGAAAUCUGUGAUGCUUUUUUAUGUAAAGUAAAGAAAUUCAGCUGAUGAAAAUAAAAA